Messenger RNA from Pteropus alecto (black flying fox), 1619 nucleotides. RefSeq names its product interleukin 7 (gene IL7). Gene Ontology annotation, molecular function: growth factor activity; interleukin-7 receptor binding. Lineage: Eukaryota; Metazoa; Chordata; Mammalia; Chiroptera; Pteropodidae. Gene Ontology annotation, biological process: immune response. The record is from RefSeq and is a predicted model, not a curated record. The transcript is spliced from 6 exons. The coding region runs from base 1 to 723 and encodes 240 amino acids. Gene Ontology annotation, cellular component: extracellular region.
AUGAGGAGUCUCAAAAAUAUGAAUGUCAACUGUGUCACAGUUUUGGGAAGGGUAGACUCCUUAAGGUCCAUCGCUGAAAAGAAAGAGCUUGAUCACAGCGUAGGACCUGGCCUACUAUUCUGCUGCCCGUCGCGUCAUCUGAGUUUACCUGUUUACCUGGAGAUGCCUUUUCUUGUAGAGAUGUUUAAUGUACUGUCGAUUUUAGUUUCUUUUAGGUAUAUCUUUGGAAUUCCUCCCCUGAUCCUUGUUCUGCUGCCAGUAGCGUCAUCUGACUGUGAGAUUGAAGGUAAAAACGGUGAAGAGUAUCAGCACGUUCUGAUGGUCAGCCUCCGUGAGCUGGACAGGAGAGAAAAUGAGAGCAAUUGCCUGGAUAAUGAACCUAACUUUUUUAAAAAGCAUUCAUGUGAUGAUAAUAAGGAAGCUACGUUUUUAAAAAGUGCUGCUCGCAAGUUGAAGCAAUUUCUUAAAAUGAAUAUCCAGGAGGAAUUCAAGCACCACUUAACAGUACUUUCACAGGGCACAUUGAAACUGCUGAACUGCACCAGGAAGGAAAAAGAAAAAAAACAACCUUCCUUGGGUGAAGCCCAACCCACUAAGAAUUUGGAAGAGAAAAAAUCUUUAAAGGAACAGAAAAAACUGGAUGAAAUGUGUUUCCUAAAGAUACUACUAGAAAAGAUAAAAACCUGUUGGAAUAAAAUUCUGAGUGGCACUAAAGAGCAUUGAAAGCUAUGGAGGGACAAUAUAAGAACAUGUGAACUCUAGGUGUAUCCUUCAAGAAUCUACGUGCUCACGCAAUUUUUGGGAGUGGAAUGCCUCCUAGAAGUUUCUGAAUGUAUCCCGGUAAAAACGGAUGAGAGCAAUUGAGAAAUAAAUACUGUGGUACUAGAAGAUGGGCAUGAACGGUGGAAACCGGACUAUCAGCGGACUAUUUCACGUGGAUGUGGAUAUGUAUCAGCUGGUGUCAGUUUUAUAAGACAAUGUAAGGUAUUAGUUGCAAUAACACCUUUUAAACCUGUUAAGGAAUUCCGGAAGGAGACAUAAAAUCUGUGAAGUAUAUAAAGGUUCCGAGGAUUAAAAAUUAACAUUGCUUUAUUAUCAAAAUAAUUUUAUGACCCACUCUGCAAGAGUAUACUGCAUUGAGAGUGGAAAUUGUCUUCUGUGCUGGAAAUGUUUCACAGUUAACAGUGAGAUGUGGGUAAUACCCAGGCGAACAAGAAUCAUACGUCUUAAAGCUGCAGCAUAAAGGAGUCCAUAGAGAGGUAUCAGGAGAUGUAAUUAACUAUGAAUGCAUAGCGUGGUGCCUCCAAUAAAUGGCAUAGCAGAUAUUUUAAAAUGAAAAUAAAGAAUCAUUUCACAAAAGUCACCUGUUCUAAGGAUGCUAAACUGCAGUACUGAUUUUCUUUUGUCAUGUCUGUAUAAUAAAACUAGUCUAAAUGAGUUUGCAAUUUGGGAAGUAUAUUUUUAAGAGAAUAAUAUAUGUUGGCCUUUUAAUGAAUGGAAUGUGUAUAUUUAAUUCUGACACUAUAUCUGUAUAUAAAAAUAUUUUCAUACAGUAUUACAGACAAAUUGCUUACUUUGGAUAAUGUUUCUCCUUUGAUAAUAAACGACCUAUGUAUUAA